Phytomonas sp. EM1 is the source of this 1569-nucleotide messenger RNA. NCBI's taxonomy places the organism in Eukaryota, Euglenozoa, Kinetoplastea, Trypanosomatida, Trypanosomatidae. The record is from the annotation of a GenBank genome assembly.
AUGUUAGAUUUGGAUUCUACUUCAGAAAAACUUUUACGGGAUCCGGAGUUUCUCUUAAGACUUCAUGCCAAAAUUGUAAAAUAUUUAGCAACAGGCACGUCUGAUGUCGACAAAUGGCGUAUUUCGGCCCUAUUCGAAUCCGUUGAUAGUCGGUAUAAGGAGCCGGGUCGCGAGCAUCUUGACAUGCACUCAAUGCAGACACUCCUGCGCCCCAUUUUCCCUGUCUUCGCAGUAUCGGAUAUGGAGCUGAGGAUACUGUUGCACAUGUUGCCCUUAGCGGAGGGCGAUGGUGUGGAUGGAGGACCAAAAAGUACAAUAGAUCCGGUUGAAGUUUUUUUUGAGCUUCGUCAGCUCAUCCCGAGGGCGGCGUGGCAGGUGCAGUUUUUGGUUCGCAAGGCUCGAUCUGUGAUAUUUAGUAGUAAAGAUGUAAGUAGGUUUGAACAGCAGGUACGCGAAGCGGCGCAUACUCAAUCAAUUCAACUAGUAAACCCAGAGCUGGCUAGGAAAUUUCUGACCGAUUCGUGUGGAUUUAGUGCAUCCGAGGCACUUUUCUUGUUGAGGUACUGCGUAGAGCCUGAUACAGGUGAGGGAUUGGAUGCCCCCUUACUUCAUGGUUUUCUCUUUUCUGUUCAGAUUCCCUCUACAAUAGAAUAUCCCAUCUUGGCGGCACAGGUUGCAGAGGCCACCAAGGAGCCAGCAAAAGGCAGUGCAACAGGAUCCAUCGCUCUUAUUCAAGCACUGCGCAAUGCACUACCUAAACGAAGCGCUGUAGAGUGUGGUGAUGGUAGCAUGUCUACAGGUGACUUGGACUUCGCACACUUAUCGGGAGGACUCAUAAGCCAGGAGUUUUACGAGGUAUGCCAGAGCAUUGGAGUCGGCUUCUCACGAGAGCAGUCCGAUCGUCUAUAUCACUAUUUAAAGGAUGUGCACGCUCCAUCGCUGAGUGUGCGUCAGGUGGUUCGGAUGUUUCGGCAGUACUUCCCUGCAGUCAACAGUUCCAUGCUCUAUAUUAUCAAGGGAGCUGUGACCCAAUAUAUAUUACGGGCAGCAAAUGGAAACGUGCUAUGUUUCACACAGCUGUACGCGCGCCUCCAAGAGUGGGGCGUUCAGCCAGUACCGAUCGAGGCGUACGUACGGGCUCUGCGCGAGAGUGGCGUACCCGAAACUGUCACCGAUCUGAAUCUGGAAUGGCUGCGGCUGAAAGCCCCCACGCGUGUGGAUUUAAUAUUUGUUCUAUGUGUUCCGUUGCCUCCCAGCCGCGAGGCUAUUAUACGAAAGCUUUUUGAGAGGCUCAGUACCCACCGAGGUGGUCUGAGUGUGCUCGCGAGUGACAUGACUAGUCGUUUUCAGACAAGCAAGAUUGAAAGUAGCACAUUGAGACGUGCUGCGGAGAAUUGCAAGAAGGCUUUAGAAGAAUACUUAGAUGAGCUCGAUGAAGCUUCACUAAGCUAUGAGCUCUUUGCUUACUUUUGGUACAUGAUUUCUGCCGCUGUUGAUGAUGAUCCAACGUAUACCAUGCUCAUAUGGCAUAGUUUUAGCCUUGCAGAUCGGACCAGUAAGCGUGUUUAA